AACACCAAAAAGACUAAAUACUGAACGACGGUGUUGCUAACAGAAGCGCUGUAACAGCGAAGCACCAAACACAGUAACAUUCUUUUGCCUACUGAAAAAGAAAAAAAACAAAAACAAAAAAAUGACUGUUGAGAACAAUCUUCCUAAAGUUUCUGUGCUGUUUGUUUGUCUGGGAAAUUACUGCAGAAGUCCUAUGGCUCAUGCUGUGUUUCAAGAGGAAGUUAGAAAACAGGGAUUAGAACACUUAUUUGAUACCAUUGAUAGUGCAGGCACGGGUCACUGGCAUGUAGGUUCCACUCCAGAUUCUCGGACGAUGCAAACUCUGCAUAGCCAUGGAGUUAAGUUUCAUCACAUUGGUCGUAAACUGAGAAAAAUUGACUUUGACCAAUUCGACUAUAUUUUUGGCAUGGAUCAUAGUAACAUUCGAAACAUUGAGAAGGUUCGGCCAAAGGAUUCUAAAGCUAGGGUUUUACUUUUUGGAGAAUAUCGAAGCCCUGGUGUUCAACGCAUUGUCGACGAUCCUUACUAUGGCGGCGACCAAGGUUUUGAAAUCUGCUAUCAACAAUUGAUAGACUUUAGUAAGAACUUCUUGGAGUCACUGAAAUAGAAAGUCGGAAAAACGAAUUUGACGAUUUUUUUGGAUAAAUCAAGUGGAAUGCUAAGAUUCAAUUGCAACAAAUUAACAUGAUACCAUUAGGUAUGGCUUUUUUCUUGUUUAUCCUCGUUCUCUGUGCACCAAUUCAUUGGAAUUGUGCUACAAAACUGUCGGUUGUAAUAAACAAGACCUCUGCUUGUUUCAAUGGGAUAUUGACCUCGUUCCACCAAGUGUACACCAGCAAUGUAAAUUCGGUGAUCGUCAACGUCCAAUGAUCGUAUUACAUGACAAUGAAGAAGAUGUAAGGUGUGGGCAAGGCAAGGGAUACCAUUCUCAUUGCGCUUCGUUUUAAGACGCAGAAAGCGAUCGCGUUCAGUUUCGCUCGUGACGAUGGACGAUGUGGAGGGACCGCCACCUACGUCAGAUUCCAAACGUCUCUGUUUUGUCGCAUCACGAGCGCGUUGAGGAGAAGUCUCAUGUCUGUUUGAUGCUUUUGGGGUUAUUUGGCUGGGCUUUGACAGCAAUUGAGCCCAUUGUGCAUGCGUAAUUUGGCAACCCGAAAGCGUGUGCGCCACCAGUUGCUUGGAAUAGUCAAUUGCACUGGCCGUAUGCGAGGGGAGUCUAACGUUGAAGGAAACGACGGGCUCUGAGGAGGAAAGAGAUACGGCGCAAAAUGAUGACACAGUCAUGCCGCUCGUUCGGCCGUUGGAGUCUACGCUGGUAACAAUCACAACAGGUUGUGGAUACCGCUGCAUUGCCGCUCGAAAAUCAUUCUGAAUAGAGGACGACGAAUAGCAACACUGGAUGCGGAAAGUUUUCAAUCGGCCAGCGUCGACACCAGGAGCCGACGUUCUAAUGGCAUUGUCAAGAAAACAUGACCACUUAGGCAAUUGAAGCCUUCGAAAAGCACGGCUUAUUCCAAUGGGGAGCCCGCUCAUUCAAUCCGUCUAGAUAAAGUUAAUGGGAACUCCGAGCAGUGUCGCUGACGAAGCUCAUUCCGCUGCAAUUUCCUGGCGUAGUGUUCAGAGCACCUAGUGUAAACAUACAUGAGACACCGUGAUACUAAGCAACUAAAAGGAAAUUCCAUACUCCCACAACGCCUUCCCGCCGUAUCAUUCAAACACAACAGCCCCCCUAUUCAUCUGCAGCUGAAAGAAAGAGCUUUGCGUGAAUGAUUCAACUAAAACCCCACAUCUUUUACCCCUUCGGCAGAAUCCCCUAACGCAACAAAAAAUUCAGCAACCAAAAAAAACUCCAAAAUUGCAGUGCAGAAAGCACCUACCAAAAAGUCUAUCUAAGCAAACACUAACAGAUAGGCACCAAGACGCUCGGGAGUCGUUGGAACCGCUCCUCCUUUAAACACAGAAACUACCUCAUAUAUACCUGUGAUAACGCGUACGUCAUGGUGAUGUCGCGGCCGUAUCGCACUUUUGUUGAACCCCUCUUUAACAAAAAUGGACAAAAAAACCUUAAUAAAAAACGCGUGCUUUGCUUAUCGUGCAGAAAAAGCAAUCCAUUUGUCGCUGGUAGUGGACAGAGAAGAAAAUGCGGCUAAUUAUAUGUGUCACUUGGUGUAGCUCAAUC
Schizosaccharomyces japonicus yFS275 is the source of this 2179-nucleotide messenger RNA. Its product is annotated as dual specificity phosphatase Stp1. The record is from RefSeq and is a predicted model, not a curated record. Gene Ontology annotation, molecular function: non-membrane spanning protein tyrosine phosphatase activity; acid phosphatase activity; protein tyrosine phosphatase activity. The coding region runs from base 122 to 607 and encodes 161 amino acids. The transcript has a single exon. Gene Ontology annotation, cellular component: cytoplasm. NCBI's taxonomy places the organism in Eukaryota, Fungi, Ascomycota, Schizosaccharomycetes, Schizosaccharomycetales, Schizosaccharomycetaceae.